Molecule: messenger RNA, 923 nt
Organism: Camelina sativa (false flax)
Lineage: Eukaryota; Viridiplantae; Streptophyta; Magnoliopsida; Brassicales; Brassicaceae
Source: RefSeq, a predicted model, not a curated record
UGUGAAGCCCAAACAACAUUGGAGUCUCUUAAUUGGGAAAAUCAAAUGGAUAAUUUGGUUAAGCAAAGAAAACGAAGGGUCUCAAUUUCUGAGAAGAAACAGUCGGAUUUUUCAAUAUCAGAACUGGACAUAACCGAUUAUCCAGCAUUAAACUGGCUGAAAAAUCAAUCAUACUGGUAUGAGAAAAAUGACAACUACAACGAGAAAGAAAGUGAAUUCGCAGUUUCUGUUGUGGCUGUUGCAUCCGUCAUUAGAUCAAUGGAAGAAGUUGAUAAACAAGAAGCAAAGAGAAGAAGAGAGGAAAUCAAGAAAUUACGGGCAAAGAAAACCAAUCCGGUUGUAACUAAUAUUGAAGAAAAGAGGUUAAGCAAAUCAUACACUCAAGAGGUGAAAAUUGGAGCAGAGGAGAGUUUCAAAAAAAAAUCGUUAGAGUACCUACCAGAAAACUGUCGAACAAAAGAGAUGGAUUCAUCUUCCAAAACAUCAGGACUUGCUUUAACGCCAAGUAAAGCAGAUUCUUGGGAAAAUACUCAAAUUAAGAAAAUAAGAUUAAGGUAUGAGAAAAUGAAAGCUGAAAUUGUGGGUUGGGAAAAUGAGAGAAAAUUAGCAGCUAAUCUGAGAAUGGAGAAAAGAAAGAGUGAAUUGGAGAAGAGAAAAGAUAUAAACAAUCAGCAUUAUAAGUCAAAAUUAGCAAGGAUUCAACUAAUUGCUGAUGGUGCCAAGAAACAGCUUGAGGAGAAGAGGAGGAGCAAAGAAGCUCAAGUUCAUGAAAAAGUCAAGAAAAUGCAUCGAACGGGCAAAGCUCCUAAAAAUUAUUUCUGCCUUCGUUGUUACUAAAAUCAAAUGAUUUCUGUCAAUGAUUUAAUUUAUAUAUGUAACUAUUUAUGAAAUAAAAUUUGAGUAAACUCAUAUCAUAAACAAAA